Bactrocera dorsalis (oriental fruit fly) is the source of this 4048-nucleotide messenger RNA. RefSeq names its product early boundary activity protein 2-like. The record is from RefSeq and is a predicted model, not a curated record. The coding region runs from base 1262 to 2152 and encodes 296 amino acids. Lineage: Eukaryota; Metazoa; Arthropoda; Insecta; Diptera; Tephritidae. Gene Ontology annotation, cellular component: nucleus. Gene Ontology annotation, biological process: negative regulation of Notch signaling pathway; positive regulation of neuron differentiation. Gene Ontology annotation, molecular function: transcription corepressor activity; DNA binding. The transcript has 3 exons.
CACCUAACCUUCAAGACAUCAGCAUUCGGUCGUGGUUCACUAUAUUACUAUUCUGCUCACACUCAUGCCUUUCUCUCAGUUUUUCAGAAAUUUGGCAAACGUCAUUUUCUCUUCAAGAAGCUGUUCAUUUGUCGGAACUACCGAUAUCGGACCACUAUAACAUAUAGCUGCCAUACAAACUGAACGAUCGGAAACAAGUUCUUGUAUGGAAAACUUUUGCAUUUGACAAUGUAUCUUCACAAAAGUUGCCACAGAUUAUUUUCUAAGGCAACAAUGUAAUCUCCGAAGAAAUUGUUCAGAUCGGAUUACUAUAGUAUAUAGCUUCUGAAAAACGGUCAGCUGACAAGUAAACUGUCCGUCACGACUAACAUGAAGGAUAUGCAUACCUAAGUGUAUUGAUGUGCCCAUCAACAGUUUAUUGUAGGAUCGUUACUAGAAAUAUAAUUGCAAAAUACUUGAAAAUAUUCUAUGGGAUUCUCCCCAUUUCAGUGUUUUAGGACACACCCUUUUGAAAUGAAAAUUUCUUUCUCACCUAAAAGGGUUUUAAAAAAGGUUUCCUUUAAGUACCGGCUAUGCCGUAAUCCUUUGUCAUAUAUGCUGUAAGAAAAGGUUUACAUAAAUAUACACAAUACUGAUUAAAUGCAAUUUCUAUAGACUAAAGCACCACCUCUUGUCAACAAGGUCAUUAAACAACAAAACCCUCAACACACGUCUCAAUUGUUUCUUUCGAUGUAUUGCUCGGGUUAUGCAGUUGCUAUAGUUCCUUACCUUAAACGUAUGCGAAGAAUGCAGUAUAUUUGAAUAAGUCAACGAAAUAUAAAAGUAGGUGUGUCGGCAACACUGUACUUGGGUCAAGGAAUAACUAAAUAAGUGCCGUCUUUCGUUUUUUUUGUUCUCUGUCAAUAGAAGGAUUAGUUAAUUGCAAAAUUACUCAAAAAGAAAGGCGGGGAGUAAUUUCAAAAAAAUAUUCUUACAAACUUUUGUAGAUGUCAUGGGUGUGUCCCUGGAUAAAAGGUAAAGGAUAUACCAAACACAUCUCAGUGUAGCAACUUUCAAAUUUAAAAUUGUCGGAGCUACAACAACAAAUUUACUAUUUUGUUUAUUAUUGCAGCGCUUGAUGUGAAUACCUGAUACUGAACAGCACGAAAUCACGUAUAACAAACUACUUGUGGACAAUUGACCUUAUUUUUCUAAACUCUGCUCACGGUGAAUUUCAGAACAACUGCAUUUUCACAAGUUGAAUAAAACAAUAUUUUAAAGUAUGGACCACCUGCUACCGAUUCUUACUGAGGAGGAAUACAAAGCUGAAAUCGAAUUGUGUGACGAGGCCAUAGACCCGGAUGAAGUAGACAAUGUGAUAAAGAGAUGGUUGAGACUAUAUCUACCCAGAUUGAAGCCUGGUGAACUCACUCAGGAAGCCCUAGAUAUUAUUAAAUGCAGAGAUGCACAUACGGAGAAAAUGACUCAACUUUCAAGAAGAUAUAGAAGAUUGAUGGAGAACCAAAAAAGCUCUACCAAUCAAUUAAAUGUCUCUGCAAGCGACGCAUACACGACGCAUGCUGGACCAAGCACAAGUAGUUCCAGCGUCACAGCACCCCCUGCACACAGCCCAGGUACACCAACAUUUACCCCCUCAUCACCAGCGGCAAGUUCAUUGCCUAUACAAAUACCAAAUUUGCCCACCUCAAGUAGUUCCAGCGUCACAGAACCCCCUGCACACAGCACAGGUACACCAAUAUUUAAUCCCCCACGACCCGCCGCAAGUUCAACGCCUAUGCAAACACAAAGCUUACCCCCUACUGACGACUGUAAGUACACAGUGAUUGGUCCGAAUGGCACAACAGUAUACACCAGGGUUUUCCAAGACAUAUCAUUUAAAGAGCCGACCACGGCCACGCGCAGGUUGCUUUCUUUGGUCUUCACCGAAGAGGUCCUGGCGAAAAAUACACUCAGCGGCAAACCCUCACCAGCAUUUAAGGGUCGUGAACGUCCUCUUAAGGGACAACUAGAUCCAGACAAAAUUUCGGAUGUCAUACAUUGUAUUACAUCGCGCACAGAUUUCAUUGAAAAGAAUGUUCGCACCGUAAUCACCGCAAAAUGUGCGGAUAGCGCAAAGAAGAUAAAGAAACUUCAGCAGAAGCAGCAAAAAUAGAAGCCACUUUGGCUCGGUAGCCACAAAUUAUAUAUUAAAUUUAUUUACGUAUAAGGAAAUGGUUUUUAUUUUAUGUUAUCUAAAUAUGGUUUAUGUUACACAUACAAUAUAUGUAAAUAUAAAUAUAUAUUAUUAGUUGAUUUAUACGUUGUGACAAGUGAUCUUUGAUUUGUCUGUUGAUAAAAUAUUUCAUAUAGUAUAUGGUAAAUUAUAUAUUUAUGUAAAAUUUUCUAUUCAAGUUUUGAUAAAACAGAAAGGAAAUACUUUUAAAACAAAUUAAUGUAUUAAUGUAUAAUUAUUGUUUGACUUUACUUUGUAAUUUAGUUAAAGAAAUAAAUGCUCCAUAUUUUAAAAAAUCGAUCUUUUUUAUUGUCUUAUUAAAAUCUACAAUAUCUCUAGAAUUUUUUCCUAAGUUUUCAAGUCGAUCCGAGCAAUAGUUUCGAAUAUACAGUCUUAAGAACUUCUGCGCUCGGGGCUAGUUAAGCUAAGUGCACCGUUUUUAAACGGGGUUUUCUCGUGUUUUGAAGAUGGUUGGCAAAAUUUCUCGAGAGCUACUCAAAAUCGAGUUCUUUCUUGUAUGUAUAAGAGUUUUGAAAGGUAUUAUGUAUUACAAAAGAUUUUUUUUCUUUUUUCUACUACGGAUACGCUAUAUUCAGAUAUCUGGCUGGCUCCAAUAACGAUAUAUACGAUAUAAACUCAACUAAAGUAGUGAUUAGGUUAUAGUACAGUCCAAAACCCUUUACUUUUAGCACCCAACAAGAUAAAAUCAAAAGUAACUUGAUAAUAAAAUAUCGAUAUUUUCGGCAUAUUUCAAUGAGAGGGUAGAAAAUCAUCAUAAUCAACAAUCAUUCUGUAUAAAAUCAGUUGGUAUAAUAAAAAUAAAUGUUUUGACAAGCUUUUUUCUCGGCAUAUUCGCCAUACACAGGAACAGAUAGUGAGGUACGGACUAUAAGGUGGAUGCUUAAGAACCUCUCAAUCAAGCUUUCGGAGCUUUUGACACGCCACUAUUGAUGUGUGUAGUCUUUCGUUGUUCUGAUGGAGCACAAUUCUCCCUUCAGGCGGUUCAGGUGUUAACAGUACGGAUCUGAAUUAGUAGAGGAGCAACUCUUAGUAGAAAGCUUAAACCCAUCCUUGGAUGUAGCGAUAGUUUGGAAAAUGCAAAAUAUUCAAGCAGAACCGCAUCGCAAAACCUGUAUCACUCUAGAUAGGCCUUGGUUAUUAGAUAUUGCUAUUAAUAUAAAAUAUUUGAAUAUAUUUUGUUGGGGUCCCCUCUUUCAGUGUACUAGAACCCACUCUUAUGAAAUGAAAUGCCAUUCUUAACUAAAAGGGUAGAGCAUAUCCUUACUUUAAAUACAGGUUAUGCCGCAAUCCUUUCUCAUAUGUGUUGUAACAAAAGGUUUUUAUAAAUAUACACGAUACUGUGAGUUUAAAGAUAUACUAUGAACUUAAGCACCACCUCUUCUCAGCAAGGUCAUUAAAUAAAAAAACCCUCAUAAAAGUCGCAAUCUUUCAACGUAAUGCUAGGGUUACGCAGUUCCUAUAAUUCCUUACCUUGAACACACUCAAAUAAUGUAAUAAUAUUAUUAUGCUAAAAAUAUUUGGAUAUGUCAGCAAACUAUAUGUAGAAGUAGGUGUGUCCAUAACAUUGUACUUCGCUCAAGGCAUAACUAAUUAAGUGCUGCCUGUCUUUUUUUAUUGUUCUUUUUCAAUAGAAAUAUUGGGUAAUUGCAAAAUUGCUCAAAAUGGGAGGCGGAGAAUAAUUUCAAUACAGAAUCCUGUGCUAAAUAUUAUGGGUGUGUCACAGGAUUAAAUAAAGGAUAUACAAAAGAUAUCUUAAUGUAGCAACUUUAAAAUUUAAGAUUUUCGGAACGAGAAUAAUAAAUUCACCGUCUUCUU